Messenger RNA from Musa acuminata subsp. malaccensis (wild Malaysian banana), 3521 nucleotides. RefSeq names its product leucine-rich repeat receptor protein kinase HPCA1. NCBI's taxonomy places the organism in Eukaryota, Viridiplantae, Streptophyta, Magnoliopsida, Zingiberales, Musaceae. Gene Ontology annotation, molecular function: protein kinase activity; ATP binding; protein binding. The record is from RefSeq and is a predicted model, not a curated record. Gene Ontology annotation, biological process: protein phosphorylation.
AGGGGAGUUAGAUCUUCUUCUCGCUUUCUGUCUUCUUCCUCUGGGAAGUUUAACGUGCUGGUGAUCUCUGGAUUCAGGGAUGUGGCCGCGGCACGAGGAGUUGGAUCGUGAUCGAGCUGCUGUGGGGAUCACGGACCCACUGGUGGGGCCGCUUGCGAUAGAUGAGUUGGGCAUGCCUAUGAUGUCUGUGUAAUGUGGAACCGAACUCGCUUGAUGCCGAGUCCAAUGAUGUGAAUCGCGUUGACCCAGCAACGGCUUUCCCCGGUUGAACAGACCUGUUAAUCCCGUGGAACUUCUCCUCCAGAGAAAAACUUGGUCCCCGUAGGUCGGAACAAAGGCAAAGAUCAGCAUCACUGUACCCAACUAGCUCCCUAAGAAGGCAAGCCGAUGAAAGGAGGGCUUCUUCUGUUGCUGAUGUGCUUUGUUUGUGUUCGACAUGGUUUCAGCCGCACAGACUCACAAGAUGUUUCUGCUCUCAAAGCUCUGUCUAAUCAAUGGAAGAACACACCUCCGAGCUGGAGGCGUUCAAAUGACCCCUGUGAUCAGUGGGAUGGAGUCAACUGCACAGGUUCGAGGGUGAAGGAGCUGAAGCUAUUCAGCAUGAAUAUUGAGGGCAGAUUGAGUGGUGAUAUACAGAACCUUACCGAGCUGACACUCUUGGAUCUUUCAUCCAACAAAAAUCUGGGAGGUCCACUCCCACGAAGCAUUGGGAACUUGAAACAGCUUCAAACCUUGAGACUGAUUGGUUGCAGCUUCAGCGGUAGUAUCCCAGUUGAAGUGGGCAAUCUGCUUAAUCUCAAGAUCUUGUCUUUGAACUCGAACCAGUUCAAUGGUACAAUACCAGGAUCUCUGGGUAGGCUCUCCAAUCUUGAAUGGCUGGAUCUGGCGGAGAAUCAGUUGACUGGUAUUAUCCCGACUUCAUCAAAUGGGGCUUCAGGAUUGGACCAGCUUGUGAACAAUCUGCAUUUCCAUUUGAACCUAAACCAGUUAUCAGGCCCAAUUCCAAGUGAUCUUUUCAGAUCCAACAUGAAAGUUAUACAUAUGCUUCUUGACCAUAACAACUUUUCUGGGGAAAUUCCAGAGUCGAUAGGUCUUGCCCAGUCACUUCAAGUCCUUCGUCUAGAUGCAAAUUCUCUGAACGAAUCUAUUCCUUCUAGUAUCAACAACCUUACAAGGCUCAAUGUUCUAAACUUAGGUAACAACAAGCUGACCGGAUUGAUGCCAAAUCUGACUGGGAUGACCGCCCUCAAUUAUCUGAAUUUAAGCAACAACUUAUUUGAUCCAUCAGAAGCUCCAGCAUGGCUAUCAGAUGUACAAAAUCUCACAACUUUAAUUAUAGAGUCUGGAAAGCUUCAUGGGGAAGUGCCACAAACACUAUUUAGCUUACCUUACUUGCAAGAAGUGAGGCUUAACGACAAUGCAUUCAAUGGCACUCUCAACAUGGGCAGCAACAUCAGUCAGCAACUGAAGAUGGUGAAUUUUCAAAAUAAUAAUUUUAUCUCUGUUACACUCUCUUCCAACUACAACAAAACUAUAAUACUUGUUGGAAAUCCAGUUUGCAGUAAUCGUUAUCUGCAGGAAACGGAAUUUUGCGGUCAGGAACAAGACUCACAAUCUUAUUCCCCUGAAGUCAGUUGUUCGCACCCGUAUGAAGGACCAAUUAUCUGCAGAGCACCUUCCUUUAGUGACCAAAGUAUCGAUACAUCACAAUUGGAGAAAAAAAUUUCAACUUUGCUUCACACGUUUCCAGUUCACCACUCUCUUCGAAAUCAUUUCUUCGAUGUUAAUGCUUAUCUGGUAGUAGAGUUGAAGAUUUGCCCUCAAAGUGCAAAAUACUUCACCAGGAAUCAGACACUGCAGUGGUUUGACUUGAGUACCCAAAAUCUUGACCUCCCAUCUAUCUAUGGACCAUGCGUAUUCAAGCCUGAUACAUAUACUUUCCAACACAAUGUGUCUCCAGCCUGGAUCAUUGGAACAGCAGUUGGUUGUGCUGCUGCCGUGUUCAUCAUCGCAGGGCUGGGAAUCUAUGCUUUACGACAGAAAAAGCAAGCUAAAACAGCUAUCGACCUAAACAAUCCUUUUGCAUCAUGGGGAUCAACUGGUGAAGAUGCCGGAGAUGCUCCACAUCUAAAACUAGCAAGAUGUUUUUCUUUGGAUGAACUAAGGAAAUUCACUGAUGGUUUCUCAGUAGAUAAUGAGAUCGGAUCAGGGGGCUAUGGGAAGGUCUACAAAGGCAUGCUUUCUGAUGGACAGAUGGUUGCUAUCAAGAGAUCGCAGAAGGGUUCGAUGCAAGGAGGGCUUGAGUUCAAAACAGAGAUCGAGAUGUUGUCUAGGGUGCAUCACAAGAACCUUGUCGAACUUGUAGGAUUUUGCUUUGAAAAGGGGGAACGCACGCUAGUAUAUGAGUACAUUUCUAAUGGAACUUUAACCAAGAACUUGUCUGGGAGGAGUCAUAUAAAAUUGGACUGGAAACAGAGACUCAACAUAGCUUUAGAUUCGGCUAGAGGUUUAGCUUAUCUUCACGAGCUUGCUAAACCUCCAAUAAUUCACAGGGAUGUAAAGUCAACCAAUAUACUUUUGGAUGACAAUUUGAGUGCUAAAGUGGCAGAUUUUGGUCUCUCAACAUUAAUUCUGGACAGCGAUCAUGGCCAUGUUUCUACAAACGUCAAGGGAACACUGGGUUAUCUUGAUCCCGAGUAUUUCAUGACACAACAAUUGACUACAAAAAGUGAUGUUUAUAGUUUUGGUGUUGUGAUGUUAGAGCUGAUAACUGCUAGGCUGCCAAUAGAGAAAGGCAAAUAUAUUGUUCGUGAGGUGAAGAUGGCAAUGGAUAAGAGCGACAAAGAGUACUACGGUCUAAGAGACAUAAUUGAUCCAGCAAUUCUGAAUGUUGGAUCCCUAAUCGGUUUCCAGAGGUUCGUAGAAUUGGCUUUGCAAUGUCUCGAAGAUACAUCCGAAGAUCGUCCAACAAUGAAUGAUAUCGUGAAAGAAAUUGAGAUUUUAUUAAAAGACAACAGACUGGAGACAAAUUCAAUUUCAGCAUCUUCAUCUGCCACCUAUUUUGGGAAUGCAAGGGGUGCAUCUGAGCAACCAUAUGAUGAAAUGCCCAUCAGCAGCGAAGUGAACAGUGGUGUCUAUGGCAGUGAUAAGUAUUUGCUCUCACAAUGAAUAGAAACAAAUAGUUGGUACUUGUGCCGUCUACCAGUUCGAGGUCUAACUGGAUGAUUGCUCUUAAGAAUCGACUCAUAUGCACUUAAUCUUCUACUGUUCACUUCAUCCUAAAUCCAUCGUGUUCAGAUCUAACUAUGCUCACUGUUCAGUCAAAACAAUGACUUGGUCAUUAGCCUGUGUUUAUACAACUCAUAUAGUGCUAGGGCAUCCAUUUUGUCCUGUUUUAGCUUUGUAUAUGGUAAUUUUAUGAGAGAGACUCUUGCAUUCAUCUCCAUUUCAAUGUAGAAAACACUUUUGUAAUUGAAGUAGGAGAUUGCGCCAAAUGUAACUGUUUUCUUUUGGAGCCUUCA